Molecule: messenger RNA, 3617 nt
Organism: Malaclemys terrapin pileata
Lineage: Eukaryota; Metazoa; Chordata; Testudines; Emydidae
Product: zinc finger protein 883-like
Exons: 5
Coding region: 136-1977 (613 amino acids)
Biological process (GO): regulation of transcription by RNA polymerase II
Cellular component (GO): PcG protein complex; transcription regulator complex
Molecular function (GO): DNA-binding transcription factor activity, RNA polymerase II-specific; RNA polymerase II cis-regulatory region sequence-specific DNA binding
Source: RefSeq, a predicted model, not a curated record
GUGCCCGGCCCGCGCCCUGCUCCCGCUGGGGCCGCCCCGGGCUCUGCCCGCCCCGCUGCGGAGCUGCAGCCUCCAGGCUACAGAUUAACGUCCACGUUUUGCUCCAGAUCAUCCCAUCCUCCCAGGGGGAAAGAAAUGGCUUCAAUGGAGCUGGCUCAGGGGCCAGUGACUCUCGAGGAGGUGGCUGUGUAUUUCACCAAGGAGGAAUGGGCUCUGCUAGACCCUGUUCAGAGAGCCCUCUAUAGGGAUGUCAUGCAGGAGAACUAUGAGACGGUGGUCUUGCUGGGGUUUCCAGUUUCAAAACCUGAUGUGAUCUCGCAGCUGGAACGAGGGGAAGAGCCGUGGAUCCUGGACCUCCAGGACUCUGAGAAAGAAGAGCUCCUGAGAGGUGAUGGGAUAGUGAGUGAGAAUGAGGACGAAAAGCCCCAGCAGGAAGAUGCUGAGCAAGUAGAACCACAUGGAACAUUAUCAGGAAGAUCCAAAGGGAAUGUUUCCGGGAGUUGUGAACUCCCAGAAAAAGCAAAAGCCUGUGAGAGUCAGCACAGGCCAGAGGGAAACUUCAGUAGCCACUCAAACCUUAUUGGAAAUGAGAGAAUCAACUUGGAAGAGACACACUAUGCAUGCGAUGAGUGUGGGAAAAGCUUCAAUGGGAACGCUGCCCUUAUCACACAUCACACAAUCUACAUGGGUGAGAAACCUUAUGGAUACUCUGAGUGUGGGAAACGCUUCAUUGAUAGUUCAACCUUCAUCUCACAUCGGCGAAUCCACACAGAAGAAGCGCCCCACAUAUGCUCUGAGUGUGGGAAAUGCUUCAAUCAGAGCUCUGCCCUGAGCACACAUAGGAGAAUCCACACAGGAGAGACGCCCUACACGUGUUCUGAGUGCGGGAAAAACUUCAGUUGGAGCUCACACCUUAUCUCACAUUGGAGAAUCCACACAGGUGAGAAAGCGUAUGCAUGCUCUGAGUGCGGGAAAAGCUUCAAUCAGAGCUCUGCCCUUAUCACACAUCAGAGAAUCCACACAGGGGACACGCCCUACACAUGCUCUGAGUGCGGGAAAAGCUUCAGUCGGAGCUCACACCUUAUCAGACAUCAGAGAAUCCACACAGGAGAGAGGCCCUACACAUGCUCUGAGUGCGGGAAAAGCUUCAGUCGGAGCUCACACCUUAUCAGACAUCAGAGAAUCCACACAGGAGAGACACCCUACACAUGCUCUGAGUGUGGGAAAAGCUUCAGUCGGAGCUCACACCUUAUCAGACAUUGUAGAAUCCACACAGGAGAGAUGCCCUACACGUGCUCUGAGUGCGGGAAAAGCUUCAAUCAGAGCUCUGCCCUUAUCACACAUCAGAGAAUCCACACAGGGGACAUGCCCUACACAUGCUCUGAGUGCGGGAAAAGCUUCAGUCGGAGCUCACACCUUAUCAGACAUCAGAGAAUCCACACGGGAGAGAGGCCCUACACAUGCUCUGAGUGCGGGAAAAGCUUCAGUCGGAGCUCACACCUUAUCAGACAUCAGAGAAUCCACACAGGAGAGACACCCUACACGUGCUCUGAGUGUGGGAAAAGCUUCAGUCGGAGCUCACACCUUAUCAGACAUCAGAGAAUCCACACAGGAGAGAUGCCCUACACAUGCUCUGAGUGCGGGAAAAGCUUCAAUCAGAGCUCUACCCUUAUCACACAUCAGAGAAUCCACACAGGAGAGAGGCCCUACACAUGCACCGAGUGUGGGAAAAGCUUCAAUCGGCGCUCAAACCUUAUCAUACAUCAGAGAAUGCACACAGGAGAGAAGCCCUACACAUGCUCUGAGUGCGGGAAAAGCUUCAAUCACAGCUCUGCCCUGAGCGCACAUAGGAGAAUCCACACAGGAGAGAGGCCCCACCCAUGCUCUGAGUGCGGGAAAAUCUUCAGUCAGAGCUCACACCUUAUCACACAUCAGAUAAUCCACAUGGGCGAGAACUGUAAUAAAUCCCUUGACUAGGGCUGGCCAAAGGGUAUGUCUACACUACGGGAUUAAUCCAAAUUUACAGAAUUUGAAUUUUGGAAACAGAUUGUAUAAAGUUGAAUGUAUGCGGCCACACUAAGCACAUUAAUUCGGCGGUGUGCGUCCAUGUACCGGGGCUGGCGUCGAUUUCCGGAGCGUUGCACUGUGGGUAGUUAUCCCAUAGCUAUCCCAUAGUUCCCGCAGUCUCCCCCGCCCAUUGGAAUUCUGAGUUGAGAUCCCAGUGCCUGAUGGGGCAAAAAACAUUGUCGCAGGUUGUUCUGGGUACAGCCUCACCCCUUCCUCCAUGAAAGCAACGGCAGACAACCGUUUUGCGCCUUUUUUCCUGGGUGAACACAGCAGAUGCCAUACCACGGCAAGCACGGAGUCCGCUCAGCUCAAGACAGCAGUCAUGAAUAUUGUAAACACCUCGCGCAUUAUCGUGCAGUUUAGGCUGAACCAGGACCAGAAAAACGAGGCAAGGAGGAGGCAGCGACGGCAGCGCGGCGACAAGAGUGAUAUGGACUUGGACAUAUCUCAAACCGUGGGUCCCGGCGCUUUGGAGAUCAUGUUGUUGAUGGGGCAGGUUCUAUCCGUGGAACGCCGAUUCUGGGACCGGGAAACAAGCAUAGACUGCUGGGACCGCAUAGUGUUGCAGGUGUGGGACGAUUCCCAGUGGCUGCGAAACUUUCGCAUGCGUAAGGGCACUUUCAUGGAACUUUGUGACUUGCUUUCCCCUGCCCUGAAGCACCAGAAUACCAGGAUGAGAGCAGCCCUCACAGUUGAGAAGCGCGUUGCGAUAGCCCUGUGGAAGCUUGCAAUGGGUAAAAGGACUACUAGAGCCUCCCCGGGGAUAGUGCUUGGGGUGUGCUAUAGACCGCCGGGAUCGACCCAGGAUAUGGAUAAGGAACUAUUUAAUGUAUUAAGGGAAGUAAAUACUAAUAGAAACUGUGUAAUUAUGGGGGACUUUAACUUCCCGGAUAUAGAUUGGGGAACAAACGCUAGUAGCAAUAAUAGGGCUCAGAUGUUCCUAGAUGUGCUUGCUGAUCAAUUCCUUCAUCAAGUGGUAGCUGAACCGACGAGGGGGGAGGCCAUUUUAGAUUUGAUUCUGGUGACUAGUGAGGACCUCGUUGAGGAAGUGGUAGUGGGGGACAACUUGGGCUCCAGUGAUCAUGAGCUAAUUCGGUUUAAACUAAAUGGAAGGAGUAACAGAAUUAAGUCAAAGACUAGGGUUUAUAAUUUUAAAAAGGCCAAUUUUAACAAAUUAAGGGGACUGGUAAGGGAAGUGGAUUGGGCAAACGUAUUAAUGGAUCUAAAGGCAGAAGAAGCCUGGGAUUACUUUAAGUUAAAGAUGCAUGAGCUGUCAGAGGCCUGUAUCCCCAAAAAGGGAAAAAGAUUACUAAGCAAAAGAUUUAGACCGAGCUGGAUAAGCGACCGACUCAAAGGAGCGAUUAGGAAAAAACAGAAAGCAUACAAAGAGUGGAAGAGGGGAGGGAUCAGUAAGGAAACUUACCUUAGUGAAGUCAGAGAAUGUAGAGAUAGAGUGAGAAAGGCCAAAGGCCGUGUAGAGUUGGACCUAGCGAGGGGAAUUAAAAGCAAUAGUAAAAGGUUUUACAGCCAUAUAAAGUUGAUCAAUGACA